GUUUUACGUUUCCAGGUCUCGAAAUGAAUAUGUGCUGUGGUACACAUGUUCGUAAUCUGAGUGAUUUACAGGUAAUACACUUUCUUGAACUAAACUAAACGAAACUUAUUUUCUCAUUUCUAACCAGUUCUCCCGAAAGUUCCAGUGAGUCUAUCCCUUAAUCGCCCAUUGUAACUACAGAAGAAAAGAAACUGGAAGCGUUCUGGACCUUGAAAUAACGGUCGGACAUUCGGCAUGUGUGUAUACAGGCUCGGAUCCCAGUCGCUAGAGUUCUCGGCAAUCCGAGCCCGUGUGAACAAAGCCCUCUAUCAAGUACCUCUAUUUCCUUAUUGCCUUGUAAUAAUGAAGAGUCUAAUAGGCAAUUCCAGCUUUUAAUUUAUGCGUGUAGGGGAUGAUGGGAAGUAAUGUAUCCAUUGCUGAUUAUGCUGAAAAAUUUCAAUAAAAACUGCCGAAACAACCGAAAUUUACAAGUAUAAGCUAUCACUCCGUGUUUACACGGCCACCAUUUUUAUUUUUUCAGCAUAAUCAGCAAUACCUUACUUCCCAUCAUCCCCUGCAUGCAUAAACUAAAAGCUGGAAUUGCCUAUUGUGAACAAGCCUUAGUAAGUAUCUCUGUUUCCAUAUUGCCUUACGGUAAUGAAGAGUCUAAUUGUAAAUGUUUUAGAUGAUAAAACUUCUUCAUACUGAGCCGACAAAAGGAUUGCUUCGAUUGUUUUUCCUGGCUGGAAAAAGAGUUUUGGAUUUUACCCAUAAAGCCUUGGAUAACGAAAAAGGUCUUACAAAGAUUUUAAGGUUGGUCGAUAAUUUCUUAAUUAUUAAUCUUUGAGUAACUGACCUGGAGCAAACAAUUCUACACGGCUAAAAACGCACAGGUUGUUCCAAGUUGAUAUCAACAGGCGUGAACAAUGUUGUGCGGCCAACUAUGAACAAGUAAUUGUCAACCAUGUUCUUCGAAGUUGUUACAGUUGAACAAUGCUGUAACAACAUGUUGACAAUACUGUUCAUAGUGGGCCGCACAACCUUGUUCACGCCUGUUGAUAUCAACCUGGAACAAGUUGUUGAUUUUCUCAAUUUUUACGCGUGUAGUCUGCAAACUUCUGAAUAAUUGUUUUCUCUGUAGUUGUGGUCCUGACGAACAUGUUACGAUGGUUGAUAAAUUACAGAAGUCACUGAAAGCCGCCAAUAAGGUCAGUCUUGGUUAUUCAAUAUACCCGUAUAGAACAAAUUUUGGGUGUCUCACAGCGAGUCUCACAGAGUUCAGCACACCGUUGAAGAUUGCUAUUGAGAACUGGACUCAGUAGCUCAUGCAGUGGUCAGCGCUGUACCAUACAGAUUCGGGUCUUGCCGGAGAGCCUGUAUAGUUGCAUUUCCCCUGCUGCUCCCGAUUAGGUGUUAGAUAUGUAAACUAUAUACAAGUUUUUCGAAAAAGUUUCCAUCUAUACGAAGAUUAAGUGUAGAAUUUUCCAUCUUCUAUUUAGGUUAAUAGAUCGCAACUGCGAGAGUUAGCGUUACUCGAAGCAUACAAAAUUAAAUCAGGGGACAAAAAGGAACCAUAUGUCUGCAUUCACAGGUGAGACAUUACCUAAUUGCCAUACGACAUAGUAUUUACUGUACAGUUUAUUAUUCCAUAUUUUAUUUUCUUAUAUACAGUGUAUGAGAGGGUAUUCCCAUGGGCCAUGUUCGACGUAUCCGGUGAAAAGGGAAUGCGCCCCAUGCAGAUGUCGUAGCCGGCCAGUGCAGUAGAUAAUAUGGUAUCCGACCAAUCUCGUCCCCGCCCCCUCUUAACCGAUGAUUUUGGGUUCGAGAUUGGUAUCCGGCCGGAUAUUUUCAAAUAUUUCAAAAUUUGGCAAAAGUCAAUUUGGCUUUUGAACUUUGACCAAACGGUUCUGCAACUAUGCAUGCUACCAAUGUUAGGCUGAUGUCUUUUCCCAUCAUUUCAAGUCAAAAUAUACAUGAUGUACAUCCCUACUUUAAGCCUAGUUCUCAUUCAUCGUAAACCGUCGGCGACGGCUUGCGAUUUAUGAGAACGCAUCAAAAAUUAUAUCGCCGAUUGUCCGUAAUCGUCGCCGACCAUCGGCGAUGACAUCGCAGGAAACAAAAAAGUUUGUUUCUUGCGACCAUCGCCGACUGCCAUCUGCUUGGAAAAUCUAUGAGAAAUGAGUAAAAGUUGUUUUUUCCUCAACAAGCAAGGAAAUAAUCAACUGAAGUUUGACAGAAAUCAUGAACUUUACGUUGAAUGGGGCAAUUUUGUGCCUUGGUGGGAAAUUUCGAAACACAUUGGCUGUCAUCUGCUACGAUCACCGAUGUAUGAGAACUUUCGUGCAUUCGCGCUCGGCGAGUAUCGGCGAUAAGCGUCGCCGAUCGUCGGUGACAGUUUGCGAUGAAUGAGAACUAGGCUUUAUGAGCAACUCAAAUUAUUAUUUGUCCUAGAAAAGAAGGCCUGAACCUCAUGUGAACAUCCUGCAUCCGGCUGGAUAUUUUUUAACUAUGCGGUAUUUUCGGUCAGACAGCGAAAAGCAAUAUUCACUAAAUUCCUAGAGUUGCCUGUAUGAAGAAGUUACCUAAUAUGUAGUAAAGUAUGUCUGCAAGCAAGCUAGCGAUAAUUUGUUUCUAUCUUUAAAGAGAUGAUGCCGAUAUGGAAUACAUGAAUACUAUUGCUAAUGAGCUAAAGGAUCAGGUAUUACCAUUAAAACGUAUCAAUCCUGUUCUCUACAGAGAUGUAGUUGUAGAAAGGGCACCUUUAGUGGUGGCGGUGAAAACCGGGAGGUGACUUCCUAAGGAGAAACCGCGAUAGAAUCUCUAAGCACUCUUCCAACAUUAUGGCGGAAUUUUGACCAGACUACUGCAUAUACAACCUCGUUUCCAGGCUCUUCCCUCUUGUUCAGGAAAGACCCUGGUUGGGGCUGGUCACGUGGGAACGAGGUUGCUGCAUAUAUUGCUUGAAUCGAACCAGGGUAAUAGAGCUGAAUUCCCACUAUACCAAUCAGCGUGUAUGUCCCACUUUUUUCGAGGUCAAACUAUCGUGCAUUCUUAUCAGCCACCCUGCACGAAGGUCUUAAAUUAAUGGCAACAAACAUAUUUCCUAUUACCUACAGGACAUCUUGUUAUUUAUUACUUGUGGCGCUGCCAAAGGUUCAGGACAGUUCCUCCUUGCCGGGCCGGAAACUGCAGUUGCACAGCUUGGCUCUAAGUGAGUACCAGUUAUGAUUUUACGGUGAAUGCAUGUAAGUCGGAAUGGCCGUACAGAAUGGCAUGAAAAAUUGGUUAGGGGUCAGUAAAUGUCUCGAAAUUUGUGUUCGUAUGCCAUUCCGUCUUUUACGCGUUCACCGAUGAUUUUAUUAUACGUCAGCAACAAUUCAAUCAAAUAAGCGAGAUAAAUACCCCUGCCUGGGAUGGUAAGAUGAUUGUUAGGUUUAGGUGCUGUUUAUAUCCGGAAUGAUUCGUCUCACGAAACUCUUUCCUUUUCGAUAGAAGAUUUGGCUUAAUUAACUUAAAGACGAGUUUACUCCUAAUCUAAACCAGUAUCUUAGCUAGCAUUUUAUAUCUUGGGCAUGUUUCUAAAUUUCCAGGGUGUGCCCAUGUCAAUUGCCUUGGAUAGCAAAAAAACACGAUUCCAGUUAUGUUCGCCAACAAUAGAUUACACCUGUGGUUUUUCUAUGCUUUUCAAUCAGAUACAAGGCGAGCAUAUACACUCAUAUUUCGCACCGACAUAAUAAGUUAUUUUAGACACUCUUGGGGGCAUUUGAAGCCAUUUUAACAUCCAUACGGUGCCCAUUAUCCAUCAAAACAUUAAAACAUCACGGAUCACUUUUACCAAUUUCAACAACUACAGUAGAUUUUACAAAGAAAUUCUGUAUGUUGUAAGUAGCAACACCUAGUGUAGUAACACCUAAUUUUAUGAACCUACAUGCAUGCAUGCAUGCAUGCAUGCACGGCCAAAAAUAAAUAAUGAAGCCGCCUUCAUUUCAUCUAGCCGUGUUUUUCCAUUUUUGGCCGCGAUAACACGGCCUUCUAGCUAAGACCCUGAUCUAAACCAAUAUUGCGGUUAAUUCUCUGGGUUAAUUAGUCAGCCCGGCUAGCUGAUCUGAUAUAAAAUGCCCCUGAGCCAAUAAUUUGUUCUAUUUUAGGGUUGCUGAAUUAUUGGAAGGUAAAGGAGGAGGGAAGAAAGGCCGCUUCCAAGGGAAAGCAAAUAAACUAUCUGGACGAAGCGCUGUUGUAAAAUUAUUACAAGAAUAUUCAGCAGGUUCCUAGUCGAAUAAAACUGCUUUUUGUGAAUAUAAUUAAUUAAUAUACGUUUCUCUCUUAUCAAUAUAAUCUUAUACAUUUUUGUCGAGGAAUAGUAUAUGACUGAAGAGCACAUACCAAUAGACCCAUUGCACUUGACGUUACAGCGCCGGUGAUGAUGCAUCUGGAGAACAAAUUAGCAAUCUAUGCAUAAUAUAACUUUUGUAAACAAAGCAAAUUUUGUGAAAUUUUAUAAUAAUUUUGUAUUAAAAUGGUUAAUUUUUGCGCUGUAGUGGUUGUUGUACCCGAACAGAUAUUGUUAGGGAGCAUCUGGAGGACACUUUAAGGAUUUGUGACGUCAGUGGCCAGUGCAAUGGGUCUAUAAACUUAAUCGGCUGUCGCAUGUUUAUUAUGCUCAUUGACAUCUAAUUUCCAUUUCGGAUACUCGUAGUAUGUAUAGUUAUUAUUGUCCUAAAAAUGUAAGCAUAGAAUGGAACAAAGGUAACCAUGCAAGCAUUUAGAUUAUGUAUGCCGAGUAAAUAGACCCUUCCGGAAAGCAAUUAGCCUGGCCUAUAGUCUCGUUUUUGGGAAUGGGUAUAAAAGGUUCUAGUAUCUUAUCUAAUAUAACUGUAUGUUUUCGUAAUGUGUCGUCACCAAGACAAAGUACUCUAAACCCAAUGCAAUUACAGAAACCAGGCUCUAUACAGCCAAGACUGAGUACUUUCUGGAAAGGUGUACUGGUGACAGCGGACAGUGACAUGCGAUAGCCGAUUAUAGGUCUAUCAUUACAAUAAUAGAAGUGUACUUGUUACAGGUUUGUGAUAAGUCUCCUUUUUGUAUCGGCUACUUCGAGAAGAAGUGAGGAUUUCACUUUUCUCCGAAAAAAAUUGAGCAUGAAAUUCGUGAUGCGAUUAAAACAUGUAAUCGAUUGUGGUCCGUUGUUGCUGUGACUCUUUAUUUGUUAUUGAGUAAAUUGGCGAACGAUAUUACUUUAUUUUGCUCACAUGAUGAGACCUCAGAGACCAGAUAUACAGUCCUUGCAAUUAAUUCAGUCAUCCGCUUCGCCUCGGACGGAACUAAUUGCGCGGACUGGAUAUCUGUCUUUAUAGUCGGAUUUGAUGUAUUACAUCAUCUUUCUAACAGAAGUAAAAGAUUAUAGAAACCAUCGUACAAGAAGUUACUACAGUUAAAACAGCUAUACAUUAAAUUGUUACAUUUAUACAAUAAACAUUACACGGAAACUAGGUUCUUGCAUGAAUGAACACAAUUAAUUAAUAUCAAGCUUAAUCCGUCCACCCUUGUUGGAAAUUUUUUUUAUCAAGUAUUAAUACAUUCACUAGUUUCCCACCAAUACGCGAUUUGUGAUAAAUGUCAGAUAAUUUUCGCUUGUGUGUAGCACUAUGAAGGAUUUCUAUUUCCAUUUUGUAUUCUUUCUAAUAUGCCGGAUAUUUAUUAGUGAGAUACUCUAUAUAUGUCAAAGUAAUCUAACAACAUUUAACUAGCUUAAUUUUGUACACUAAUACAAUGGGUUGUGCUAUACAGUUUACCUUUGAGAUCUGUGUGCCACAAUCACUGCGCGGUCAGAACCGGCGAAGAUAACGUUGAAUUACUCCAAAGUAAAAUUCACCUAUUCGUCAUCAUCAUCGUCAUCCAGCACAGCUUGUCUUGCUCUCUUUGUACGUAUCAGAGGUAUAUCCAAAUCAUCAUCAUCACUACUUUCACUUUCUUCAUCCUCAGACCGACCCCUCUUUCUACCAGCAUUUCCUUCUUCACCACUGUUAUCACUCUCGUCCUCUUCUUGUCCCUCAGGCCGACCACCAUUCCUAAGAACAUGUUCAUCAUCACUGUCCUCACUGUCAGUCUCUAAUCCCUGGGGCUGACCCCUCUUCUUUUCGACAUCGUGCCCCGUCUCCUGCUCGGUAAUUAUUUCUUCAUCCUCCAUACUACCAUGAUCAUCGUGAUUUUCUCCUCCAUUUUCUUCAAUGUGUAUAUGCAGAGCAUCUUCGUCACUCUCAUCACUAUCUUGCAUUCUCACUCUCUUUCGUUUCGGUGUCUUCUUUGCCCGCGGUUCUCUGCUUUCUUCAUUUUCUUCAACGUCAGAUUCUCCAUCACUGAAAGUACAUGUAUACAUACAUUUUCAUUACACAACAAUUUUAGCCAACGUUAACGCAAAUCUCCAUUUACACGAAACCAGGACGAAGAGUUGAGACAAUUUCG
This is a messenger RNA of Paramuricea clavata, 6441 nucleotides long. The record is from the annotation of a GenBank genome assembly. NCBI's taxonomy places the organism in Eukaryota, Metazoa, Cnidaria, Anthozoa, Malacalcyonacea, Plexauridae.